AUGGCUGUUGCAGCUCUUGCUCAUGUUUUUGUCUUCUCUGCGGAACCCUAUCAUUUCUUGCCAGCUUCUGAGUACGGGAAGGUCACUACCCAAACAACCAAAGCAAUGCUGAAGAUAGAGGACAGCAAUGAAGAAAAACCACCGUCUGUGCUUGAAAAGACAGAAACUAAGGUUGAAGCACCUGGAACAAGUGUCAAAGAGAGUGUUCAGGACAUUGUACUUGAAGGAGGUCAACAUGUUGUCAAGGAUGUUGUGUUGACCAUAAAUCAGGCAAUUGAACCUGUAGAAAAGGGUGUGGCUAAGAUUCAGGAGACUUUCCACCAUAUAUCAAUGUCUUCUGGGGACCACGAUGAAGAACAAAUACUAGAGGUUGAUGAACAUGAAGAAGCUCGUACGGAAAAUGGAUCUGAAGUAUUGAUUUGCAAAGACAAGUUAAUUAGUGAAUCAAAGCCACAAAAAGGGGAGGUGAAGACACGCCGAAAACCACAAAAGUGA
This is a messenger RNA of Ilex paraguariensis (yerba mate), 495 nucleotides long. NCBI's taxonomy places the organism in Eukaryota, Viridiplantae, Streptophyta, Magnoliopsida, Aquifoliales, Aquifoliaceae. The record is from the annotation of a GenBank genome assembly.